Vigna umbellata (rice bean) is the source of this 3960-nucleotide messenger RNA. NCBI's taxonomy places the organism in Eukaryota, Viridiplantae, Streptophyta, Magnoliopsida, Fabales, Fabaceae. The record is from RefSeq and is a predicted model, not a curated record.
GAGAGAGAGAGAGAGAGAGAAAGAGAGAGAGUAGUCUUAAAUUGUUAUUUUUACUAUGGCAUGGCAUUAUCUACUGUGUCUCAGUUCUAACUGCCGAGUUCUGUGAGCUUGGAGGGGUUCCCACUUUCCACUUGUGUCCCAAAGGUCGGUGGUUAAGAUUUUCUUCUUCUUCUUCUUGUUCAUCUACAGAUGCAGCUAAACAGUAAGUAGCUAUCGGGGAUUUAUAUUCCCCAGUUGCUUUCUGCUUCUAUUCAGACCUUCUCUCUGCUCAUUGGUUGGAAUCAGAUUUUUCCUUGCAAGUGCAGUUGAAGUGACAAUGUCCUCCUCAAGGCCUAGUCAAUCGUCCAGCAAUAAUUCUGGCAGAUCAAGAUCAUCAAGACGCAGUGCUAGGGUUCUUGCUCAGACAACUUUAGACGCAAAACUGCAUGCAACUUUCGAGGAAUCCGGUAGUUCUUUUAACUACUCCAAUUCAGUGAGAUUGUCCCCUGGCACAGGCACUGCCAGUGGUGAUCAUCAACCAAGGUCUGAUGAAGUAACAACUGCUUACCUCCAUCAGUUACAGAAAAGCAAGCUUAUCCAACCAUUUGGGUGCUUGCUAGCGUUAGAUGAGAAAACAUUUAGGGUCAUUGCUUACAGUGAGAAUGCACCUGAAAUGCUCACCAUGGUUAGCCAGGCUGUCCCCAGUGUUGGUGACCACCCUGCUCUGGGAAUUGGCACUGACAUCAGAACUAUUUUCACUUCCCCGAGUUCUACUUCUAUUCAGAAGGCACUGGGAUUUGGGGAGGUUUCACUUCUUAACCCCAUUCUAGUUCAUUGCAAGUCCUCUGGGAAGCCCUUUUAUGCAAUUAUCCAUCGUGUUACCGGCAGUGUGAUCAUUGAUUUUGAGCCAGUCAAGCCUCAUGAAGUUCCCAUGACUGCAGCAGGUGCCCUGCAGUCCUAUAAAUUUGCAGCAAAAGCAAUAACUAGAUUGCAAUCGUUGCCUAGUGGGAACAUGGACACUCUGUGUGACACAAUGGUUCGAGAGGUUUUUGAACUAACAGGUUAUGAUAGAGUGAUGGCUUAUAAAUUUCAUGAGGAUGAUCACGGGGAAGUGAUUGCUGAAGUGAAAAGGCCAGACCUAGAGCCGUAUCUGGGAUUGCACUACCCAGCAACUGAUAUUCCUCAGGCUACACGUUUUUUGUUUAUGAAGAACAAGGUGCGUAUGAUAGUUGAUUGUCGUGCAAAGCAUGUGAAGGUGCUUCAAGACAAAAAAAUUCCAUUUGAAUUAACUCUGUGUGGAUCAACCUUGAGGGCUGCUCACAGUUGUCACUUGCAAUACAUGCAAAAUAUGAAUUCUAGUGCUUCCUUGGUUAUGGCCGUUGUGGUCAAUGACAAUGAUGAAGAUGGGGAUAGUUCUGAUGCUGUUCAGCCACAGAAGAGAAAGAGAUUAUGGGGUUUAGUAGUUUGCCAUCACUCCACUCCCAGGUUUGUUCCUUUCCCUCUCAGGUAUGCUUGCGAAUUCCUGGCUCAGGUAUUUGCCAUCCAUGUGAACAAAGAACUUGAGAUAGAGUAUCAGAUUAUUGAGAAGAAUAUCCUGAGGACUCAAACACUCUUGUGUGAUAUGCUGAUGCGAGAUGCACCCCUAGGUAUUGUAUCACAGAGUCCUAACAUUAUGGACCUUGUUAAGUGCGAUGGUGCAGCACUGUUGUAUAAAAACAAGGUAUGGAGAUUAGGGGUAACACCAAGUGAAUCCCAGAUAAGAGAGAUAGCUUUGUGGCUCUCUGAAUGUCACAGGGAUUCCACAGGUUUGAGUACAGAUAGCUUGUCUGAUGCAGGCUUCCCAGGGGCUGCUACUCUUGGUGAUAUAACUUGUGGAAUGGCAGCUGUCAGAAUAUCUUCCAAAGAAAUAGUUUUCUGGUUCCGAUCUCACACAGCCGCAGAAAUUCGAUGGGGUGGUGCAAAGCAUGAGCCUGGUGAAAGGGAUGAUGGUAGCAGGAUGCAUCCAAGAUCUUCAUUCAAGGCUUUCCUUGAAGUUGUGAAGACAAGGAGUUUGCCCUGGAAGGAUUAUGAAAUGGACGUCAUUCAUUCAUUGCAACUAAUACUGAGAAAUGCAUUCAAAGACAACGAGAGUAUGGAGAUAAGCACAUAUGCUAUCAAUACAAGAUUAGGCGAUUUGAAAAUUGAAGGGAUGCAAGAACUGGAAGCAGUGACUAGUGAGAUGGUAAGGUUAAUUGAAACAGCAACAGUACCAAUUUUGGCUGUUGAUGUCAAUGGAAUGGUCAACGGGUGGAAUACAAAAAUUGCUGAGUUGACAUGUCUUCCAGUUGAACAAGCUAUUGGGAAGCAUUUACUCACUCUUGUUGAAGAUUUUUCAGUAGAUAGAGUCAAGAAGAUGUUGGACAUGGCACUGCAGGGUGAGGAAGAGAAAAGUGUGCAAUUUGAGAUAAAAACACACGAUUUGAAGAUUGAUUCUGGUCCUAUCAGCUUGGUGGUCAAUGCUUGUGCAAGCAGGGAUCUUCAAGAUAAUGUUGUGGGGGUUUGUUUUGUGGCCCAAGAUAUAACUGCUCAGAAGACAGUGAUGGACAAAUUCACCCGAAUUGAAGGCGACUACAAGGCAAUUGUGCAGAACCCAAACCCAUUGAUCCCUCCAAUAUUUGGCACAGAUGAAUUUGGGUGGUGUUCUGAAUGGAAUUCAGCUAUGACAAAGUUAACUGGAUGGAAGCGAGAGGAGGUGAUGGAUAAAAUGCUUUUAGGGGAGGUUUUUGGUACACAUAUAGCUUGUUGUCGUCUAAGGAAUCAGGAAGCUGUUGUUAACUUCAGCAUUGUACUUAACAAAGCCAUGGCUGGUUUGGAAACGGAGAAGAUUCCUUUUAGUUUCAUUACUCGUGAUGGGAAACACGUAGAAUGUCUGCUUUCUGUGAGUAAGAAGUUGGAUGCAGAGGGUGUAGUUACUGGAGUCUUCUGCUUCUUGCAACUAGCUAGUCCAGAGCUUCAACAAGCAUUACACAUUCAGCACCUAUCUGAACAAACUGCAUCCAAAAGACUGAAAGCUUUAACUUAUUUGAAAAGGCAAAUUCGGAGUCCUUUAUACGGGAUUGUUUUCACCCGGAAAUUGUUAGAAGGUACUCAGUUGGGACCUGAACAAAUACAAUUUCUGCAAACGGGUACUCGGUGUCAACGCCAACUUAGCAAAGUCCUGGAUGACUCAGAUCUUGACAGCAUCAUUGAUGGGUAUCUGGAUUUGGAGAUGCUUGAAUUUACUCUGCAUGAAGUGUUAGUUGCCUCCUUAAGUCAAGCCAUGACAAAAGGUAAUGCAAAAGGUGUCCGAGUGGUCAAUGAUGUUGAAGAGCAGAUCACAACAGAAACCUUAUACGGUGAUGGUCUCAGGCUCCAGCAGGUCUUAGCCGACUUUUUAUUGGUUUCCAUCAAUUUCACACCAACUGGAGGUCAGGUUGUUGUGGCAGCCUCAUUAGCAAAACAGCAGUUAGGGAAACUAGUUCAUCUUGCUAAUUUGGAGCUCAGCAUAACACAUGAUGGUUUUGGGGUUCCAGAAACACUGCUGAACCAAAUGUUUGGACGUGAUGGUGAUGAAUCUGAGGAAGGUAUCAGCAUGCUGAUUAGCAGAAAGCUGCUAAAGCUGAUGAAUGGAGAAGUACGUUAUAUAAGGGAAGCAGGCAAUUCAUCUUUCAUCUUAUCUGUUGAACUUGCCGCAGCUAAUAAAUCCAACACUUAAAAUUUUGGAAAUAAUUAAAUCAAACCAUAUUUUUUGUACAUCCGAAAGUGAAGGGUGCAAGAAAUUUGCAUUCCUUGUUCAAUAUUUAACUCUUGUUUUUAUGUACCUACCUUCUUGUAAGGUGAUAAUGUAGAUAUGUAUAACUAACGAUUCACGCUCUCUCCUCAAGUGCUCUCAUUACAGCAAUUAUGCCUCAUUUUCAACAGAAUGAAACAUAAAUAAAAGCUAACUAGGAACAUUCCGCAUCA